CCGUAUUACGCUGGUAAAUCAUUGAGUGAAGAACAGUCCUGCCAUGAAGCCUUUGCUGAUGUUGGUGUUUGUGUGCGCAGUGUGUGCGGUGGAAGCGCAGGACAAGAUUAAGAUGUGUGGCAGAGAGCUGAUACGUUUGGCUGUCUCCUCCUGUGGAAACCCCCGCUUGAGGAGGAGCGCCGUUGAUGGAGGACUGGAGCAGCGUCAAUACUCUCCUUCCUGGGAUGAUGAUGAUGAUGAUGAUGACGAUGAUGCUUCUGCAAAGGAGCCAGACGCAGCUCGCAGGCCUUCAGUCCUGUCCUCAUCAGUACUUCACUACUUUGCAUCCGCUCGCCUCAGACGAGCUGUUGGCAAAAUAUCUGAUAUUUGCUGCGAGAACGGAUGCAGCAUGAAGGAGCUGAUCCAGUUCUGCUAAACCUUCGCAAGACUACGACACGCUCGGGUUCAGAUGAAAUAAGAUAGGUCUGCACUGCAAAGCGUCAAGCGGGCUAGUCAUUUAGAUAUUAGAUAACUAUUCAUGCAGGUUGUGCAUUCAUUCAUUCAUUCAUUUAUUAAUUUAAGGCACCAAAUUACAAUAGGUUUAAUGGAGAGACUGUUAUUACUGCUUGUGUUGAUACUGUAUAUUUAUUCUUCUCUUCUAUCUAUCAUUAUGUUAUAUUUCUUAUCAUAGAUUUUUAGAUUUUUGUGCUCUCGCACAAAAAAAAGUACAUUUUCAAAUUCCUUUCUCACUUUAGCAAAAAUAGUUUUCAUUUUCCAACUGCAUUGGUAUUGUCUCUAUGCAAAUAUAUUCCUUUAUGGCCCGAGCAUAAAAAGAUGCUGAAUGAAUAGCCUGCUUAUGGCAUUUUGAAUUGGUUUCACAACCACUGAUUGAAGCAAAUGGCGCUAAAUUGCUUUUUCAUGCAGUCCACGGCAUAUUUUUCCUUUGAAAAAUGUCAGAUUUUAUUUUUAAUGAUGAGGUUGAGUGGCCCUAUUUAAUAAUUUGAGCAAUUUUAGGCUCGACUGACUUCCAGUGUGAUGUUAAAUCUCCAGGAUAUUAUAAAAAAAUAUAUCUACCAAAUUAAUAUAUGAAGGAAAAUCUUAUUUACUGAUUUAGUGCAACAUAUGCAUGCACGUUUACCCACAAUCCUAUGCAAAUGAGGAGGGAAAGGAAAGUUUCUGCCAUGGGAUGGAUGCAGUUCCCUUGUUUAACCAGCAGAGGAAGCCACAUAUCUCAUAAUGAAACUAAUAACAGCACGACUUGGGGGGAUGUUGCGUUUUUUAUACUUAAAUGGUAAUGGAAUAGGUUAGGUCAUCUGAGUUUUUUCUACUCCCUGCUGCUUUUGACUGUAAAAGUCCCACUCACCUCACGUGAUCCUUCAUCUUCUCGUGACAGGAGAGAUGUGUCCAAAAGGAGGUUCCAUGGCACCCACCCAUCCUCACUCAGCGCCAACAUGAGCUGACGAGCACAUGGCUGCAUGGGGCCUCUUUGAUGCAACACUCUGUCUCUUGUCCACUGGAGAAAAAUAAAACAAUAAAAAUGGACUUAAACCUC
Dunckerocampus dactyliophorus (ringed pipefish) is the source of this 1531-nucleotide messenger RNA. It is a transcript of the gene insl3, whose product is annotated as insulin-like 3 (Leydig cell). Bases 44 to 415 code for a protein of 123 amino acids. Lineage: Eukaryota; Metazoa; Chordata; Actinopteri; Syngnathiformes; Syngnathidae. Gene Ontology annotation, biological process: adenylate cyclase-inhibiting G protein-coupled receptor signaling pathway. The transcript is spliced from 2 exons. Gene Ontology annotation, cellular component: extracellular region. Gene Ontology annotation, molecular function: hormone activity; G protein-coupled receptor binding. The record is from RefSeq and is a predicted model, not a curated record.